Helicoverpa armigera (cotton bollworm) is the source of this 1382-nucleotide messenger RNA. RefSeq names its product ATPase ASNA1 homolog. Gene Ontology annotation, biological process: post-translational protein targeting to endoplasmic reticulum membrane. The record is from RefSeq and is a predicted model, not a curated record. The coding region runs from base 100 to 1107 and encodes 335 amino acids. Gene Ontology annotation, molecular function: ATP binding; ATP hydrolysis activity. The transcript has 5 exons. NCBI's taxonomy places the organism in Eukaryota, Metazoa, Arthropoda, Insecta, Lepidoptera, Noctuidae. Gene Ontology annotation, cellular component: GET complex.
UGUCACGUCACAUUACGUCAAAAAAAUUUACGUUUACGAUUUUCGACUUGUGUUUUAGAGUAAAUUUAAUAUAUACGUUAAAUUGAUUACUCUGUAAAAAUGGAAGAAAACAAAGAUUUCGAGACCUUAGAACCUUCCUUGAAAAAUGUGGUUGAACAGAAAUCUCUUAGGUGGAUUUUCGUAGGGGGGAAAGGUGGUGUUGGUAAAACUACAUGCAGCUGCAGUCUGGCGGUCCAGCUGGCCAAGGUCCGCGAGUCAGUCCUCAUUAUCUCGACUGAUCCAGCUCACAACAUUUCUGACGCCUUCGAUCAAAAGUUCUCGAAAGUGCCAACCAAAGUAAAAGGCUUUAACAAUUUAUUUGCCAUGGAGAUUGACCCCAAUGUGGGGCUCACAGAGCUGCCAGAAGAAUACUUUGAGGGUGAAACGGAAGCCAUGAGGCUGGGCAAGGGUGUGAUGCAGGAAAUUGUUGGGGCCUUCCCUGGAAUUGACGAGGCUAUGAGUUACGCUGAGGUAAUGAAACUCGUGAAGGGCAUGAACUUCAGUGCAGUGGUGUUUGACACUGCACCCACAGGACAUACCCUUCGUCUGCUCUCCUUCCCACAGGUUGUGGAGCGAGGACUGGGGAAACUUAUGCGUCUCAAGUCUAAGGUUGCCCCAUUCAUCAACCAAGUAGCAACACUGUUUGGCCUGGCGGAGUUCAACUCAGACAUGUUUAGCAACAAAAUGGACGAAAUGCUCUCAGUUAUCAGACAAGUGAACGCCCAGUUCAAGGACCCUAACCAGACUACAUUUGUGUGUGUUUGUAUCGCCGAGUUUUUGUCCUUGUAUGAGACCGAGCGUCUAGUUCAAGAACUAACGCGAUGUGGCAUCGACACACACAACAUUAUCGUCAACCAGCUGUUACUGCGAACUUCGGCGCCUUGCGACCUGUGUGCAGCAAGGCACAAGGUUCAAGAGAAAUAUCUGGAACAAAUUGCAGAUUUGUACGAAGACUUCCAUGUGACCAAAUUGCCUCUCUUGGACAAAGAAGUCCGCGGUGCGGCCGCUGUGAACUCCUUCUCGGAGUACCUGUUGAAUCCGUACCAGCCUCCCGCGCCCGCCACGUGAUCUGCCCUCCUUCCUCUGUCCAAACUGUGUGCGUGUAUAUCAGUGUCAAUGAAUUUUAUAACCAGUUUCAUAUUCAUUUCUAAAUUAAAUUUGUUGGUGAGUGAAGGUGCUAUACGUCACAAGCUUUGUUUUUAGAAUAUUGCUAGCUAGCUUUGUGACCACAUUACACUUUGGGGUUUGAAGAUAUAAUAUGUAUCUUUUUAAACUAUAUUCUCACAUUGACAGUAAAAAGUCAUAGUAUUCUAGAAAAUAAAUGUUAUAAUAUAUGCGUUUAA